AUGACUUUUCAACCUGAGCUUACACGUAGCUUAUCCUGGACCACAAGGUUUCAAGUAUAUGACGACGGUCUCGGCGAUACUCGCCAACCUAACCAGAAACUUCGGUUCUUCGAUAACAAAUCAAACGAAAUCUCCCGAAAAGCCCUCAUCGAUGAUUUGAAAAGUGGCAAAACGGCAGGAACUACGGGGUUACCAACUGCCCAAGAGUUAGACGAGAGCGAUGCUGAGGCCUGCCGAGGACUCUGGGUUGGGUGGUGCCGUCCUUUACAAGUCCUCCCCGAAUUGAAUAUUGCUCAUAGAAACUGCUCAAUCGCAAAGCUUGUCACGUCACGGGCUUCAAAAGCCCAGCUGGAUGAGGUUAUCUACGGCAAGUGCGACCCUACGGCUCUGAAGGUCAUUGGCCUCAGGCUCCACAACCAGAGCUUUGUAAAGUACUACGCUCUUGCGUACCCGGAUUCUGUAACUGGGAUUUGUACGGCAGUUCCGGUGCCUGGCGGUGGCCCAAAUGUCUUCUUCUUUCCAGAGUUCCGAGACAAAGGGGACACCCUAGCUAGUGCUACGAAACGUCACCAGGCCUGGAACACUCUGGUCUUCAAGGCCGUGACCUCAAGCGACCCUGUGUCUACUGAGGGAGCAGAGGAACGAGAUCCUCCUUCUACUCAAGGAAGUCUCCCGAUACAUAUCCAGCAACAUCCUUUGGGGGGUAUCAGAUCGAAGUUGGCCGAGUUAAGAGAGACGAGAGACCUGGUACUCUACAAGGAGGUUAUGGCAGAGCUUGAACAACAGACGGGGUUCAAGUUUCCUAGUGUGCCUACCUUUGGUUUCCUUGAGCGCUUUCUCAAGAAGGAAAGGCUCGAUGCGUGGCACUCUCAGCGAGUUGUGGAUGAUUUCUUUGUUCUCCAUCCGCGAAUCAGCAGAGCUUCAAUGCCAAAACUGACGUGUACCUUGGUUCAACGAGUUUCGGAUUUUCUGAGUCGCGACAACAGGGCGUUCCCUCUCGAUUGGUCCACAGUUUGGUCAUUUCUUUCAAACUUGGCUUACCUCUGUGAUGCGGAGAAAGCGUCUGACGGUGAAGUAGAGGCUAUGGUUGUUUUGGUUUUCCAAAUGGUAGAGUCUCCAUCUUCGGACGCUCCUACUUCCCCCGACAAUAUGCAGACUUUCAUCACGAACAUGAUUGACUUUAUAGAGACUAUUCUGGCAGCUCACGAGAAGUCUUCACAAGCUGCAGAUGCUUUUCACAGAGGUUCAGACGAUUUGUCUGGCUCAAGAGCCUUCGAUCGAUGGGUGGAUAACAUACGCAAGAGGAACAAGUACGGGGCAGAGGGGUCGCCUCGUCCUUUGAAGAAGCGGCUGCGGAAACCAACGGAGAUUGACGUUAUUAAAGUCGAAGACGAUUCUAGUGAUUUGGAAUCUGAAUCGACUGUUGAUAAUGACGCCAAGACUGCUUAA
Molecule: messenger RNA, 1449 nt
Organism: Colletotrichum truncatum
Lineage: Eukaryota; Fungi; Ascomycota; Sordariomycetes; Glomerellales; Glomerellaceae
Source: RefSeq, a predicted model, not a curated record